GAGUUACCGUUCUUUGUAGGCAUAGUCUAUAAAUAGGUAAGAACAUUAUUAGACGCCAUCUUGACAACAAAAUUUCCGUAAACAGGGCACACGAAAAUGACGAUUUACAAAGUUAACAAUCAGGAAAAGAAUGAGAAGAAGGAUAUUCUAGAACAGAAACUCCUUGCAGCUGUUGUGGCUGACUCUGAAGCUCCGGACACACAAGUGGAGGUAGAUGUAGCCCCUCCUCCCAGACAUCGCUCCAAGGCCUGGCUUAACCUCUUCUUGAUUUUGGUGGCCAUUCUUGUCCUGGCGGCAGGAAUUACAGGCGGAGUUCUGCUGUACAGGAGGCUGUCCCACAGGAAAAACGUUUCAUAUGAUAAUGGGAUAAUUCGUGGACAGUGUGGUUUCCGGGCUGAUUUGCAGUAUGAGUACCAACCCCUAUCCCAGGGAGAACAGGAAGAGAAUGGCAUCACAAAAGACAACCCAAAAGAAGACCCUUAUUUCAACGCCAACUUACAAACUAACCAACAGUGGAGUGAGGGCAAAACAGAGAGACCACCAAUGAGGAGGCCACACAAGCACCACAAACACCACAAGCACCCCCACGUGGUCAGACCCUACGAUCUCUCCGAGGAUGUCCAAGUCAUUGAUGAUCAGAUUGAGAGAAUUCACAUGCCAAGUUUCAAGGAUUUCCGUGACACCAUGAUUCUUCACGACUUCCAGAAGAAUUUCACAGCCAUUGUGGAUUAUGACAAGAGGUCUUGCUAUGUGAUGAAGCUUGACAGAAUGAAAGUAACUCCCCCCAAAGACUGGAUUGAUCUCAUUCAGAAGUUUGCUACUGGCUACUACAUGCCUAGAGCUGAUAUCCUCAAAAAACAGUACCGUGUGACCUUGCCAGCUCUCAAGGACAUUUCCUUCCUGGGACGUUACAUUGAGAAGGAAUGCAUCUACUUCAGCACAUACAACAUGGAGAAAGUUGUUGGAAAUCAUUUCAUUGCCAAGCGAGCGGCUGGGGACUCCCACAGUUACUAUGGUUACUAUGAGCCACGCAGCAACAGUUUCGUCAGGAUGGAGCUGUUUAAAUAAGUGGACUUAAAGGAUAGUGUUGAUGAGUGUGGGAAAGAUCUGUGUGUGUAGACUAUUAUUUCAUGUAAGAGAAGGGGAACAGUUUGGAUCGCUUGAUGACCAUCGUGUUUCCUGAGAUUCAAAUACCACCAGGUUUCUACAAAGAAACUCUUGUGUACAUAUUAUACAACGCUCCAUAGCAUUCAUCUGUAUGAUUUCAACAUGUUUACGAAGGCUCUUUGGUCAUUACCAAGAUUAGACCAUUUCUGUUAAUCUCCCCAUAAAGAAGAGUAUAUUUGGAAGCAUAUACUUUCAGAACUUCAAAUGGAUAGGACAAACGUUUCAAAAUAAGUGGUGUGAAACACUGCUGUAAUGACUUCAGAGCUUUCAGUUAGUGCAAAUUUAUUUCAGUUCUUACACAGAUUAUAAAAAUAGGCGUCUGUGACAUCUAGUUUUUUUGUUGGUUUUUUUAUUGUUUCAUUCAUAUGUAUGUUGUAUUGACUUGGUGUGAUUUUCCAGCAUUAAAAUGCAUAUUGACUGGGAUGUCAUAAGCCCAAACUUCGUCCAUGAAAGUUUGACACUACAAGUGGAAUAAGGACAGAUUUAAUCAGAUGAUGUACAGUAGUUUGACAUUUUAAGUUUGUAGUCAGUUGUCAUUGUUUAUUCUUUCAUAUUGUCUCCUCUCUAUCCCCCUCUAUCCCUACUCCCCCUUCUUUCUCUAUCCCCCUCCCCCUUCCAUCCCCCCUUCCAAAAUUAAGGAAAUGAUAAAUGGCAAUUGUGACAGGUCAGUGAAGCACUUAUUUUUUUUUUUUAAUAAGUAAUCGAUACUGAUGUUGUUUCUUUUUUCCUUUUACUUUAUGUGUUUGAAAUUCUCAGGCAAGAACAGUCUAAUAUAAUGUAGCAAACGAAGUAGGCUAUCAAAAGAUCUAAUUUUGAUUUAUACAUUGAAGCAGAUAAAUGUUAUACUUUAAUGUUGUUUUGUUAUUGAGUUAAUUGUUCAGCUAGAAUGAUGUCCAUUAUUCAUUUGGAACUAAUUUUAAAAAGAAUCGCACUACUAAAUGUUAUUGUUAAAGUGUUAAUGUCAAAUUGCGACUUGGCAGGACUUUGUCCAAUGAUGUAAAUAUUGCUUUACAACUCUGCUACACACUUCAAAGACUGGGAAUGUUGAAUUCUCAACAAAAAUGAAAAUCAGAGAGAGAAAAAAAGUGACAUUGCUUUCUGUUUUAUUCUUCUUUUGUAAUUAUAUUCUUGAAAUAAAAUAGUUUUUUUUUUUCAAUGAGAGCAUUGAUAUUUUACAUCAGAUGUUAUUUUAGUGAUUAAUUCAUUUGAUCAAUUACAAUGUAAUGUUGAUUUCUUAAAAUUGAUUAGUUUGUUAUUGACUGCGUCAAUAUUGUUUGUCUUUAACUCACAUUUAAAUAAAAUGUAUCUUUGGAAUCAUUAAAACAUUUAUGUCAAAAAAUGAAGAAGAAAAA
Ostrea edulis (European flat oyster) is the source of this 2519-nucleotide messenger RNA. RefSeq lists its product as uncharacterized. The transcript is spliced from 7 exons. NCBI's taxonomy places the organism in Eukaryota, Metazoa, Mollusca, Bivalvia, Ostreida, Ostreidae. The record is from RefSeq and is a predicted model, not a curated record. Gene Ontology annotation, biological process: negative regulation of amyloid precursor protein biosynthetic process. Gene Ontology annotation, cellular component: plasma membrane; extracellular exosome; Golgi apparatus. Gene Ontology annotation, molecular function: amyloid-beta binding. Bases 97 to 1068 code for a protein of 323 amino acids.